This is a messenger RNA of Pantherophis guttatus, 2114 nucleotides long. RefSeq names its product kelch like family member 10 (gene KLHL10). The record is from RefSeq and is a predicted model, not a curated record. Lineage: Eukaryota; Metazoa; Chordata; Lepidosauria; Squamata; Colubridae. Gene Ontology annotation, molecular function: protein binding.
CAUAGACAUCGAGGAGCCCUCAAGAUGCCCAACGCCACCAUCUCCCUCUGGUGAAGGCAAUGAGCCCGCUAGCUUCGGAGGGCAGCUGGAGUUCUAGAACCUGGUCAUGUCAAGGGUCUCAUUAUGGGAGGGGGUUCUGGAACCCCUGGACCAAUCACACCCUUUUUUCCAAGAGGAGGGUUAAGUGGAAGGCCUGGCAGCUCUUCCCGCUGCCUCCCCCACUUUGAAAGAAUGGAUGAUGCCUCUGCUUCGGCAGGGUACUCCUAUCGCCACAUGGAGCGGAAGAUGAGUGCGAUGGCCUGUACGGUCUUCAACGAACUUCGGCUGGAAGGGAAGCUGUGUGACGUCAUCAUCAAAGUCAACGGGUGUGAAUUCAAUGCUCAUAAGAACAUUCUCUGUAGCUGCAGCUCUUAUUUUCGAGCUCUGUUUACCAGUAGUUGGAACAACUCCGAAAAAAAGAUAUAUAAUAUUCCUGGUAUUACCCCAGAUAUGAUGAAGCUCAUUAUUGAAUAUGCCUACACAAGGACAGUGCCCAUUACAGUGGACAAUGUAGAGAGGCUCCUGGUGGCCGCCGAUCAGUUUAACGUGAUGGGUAUCGUCCGGGCCUGCUCCGACUUUAUGAAGUCUCAGCUCUGUUUGGAGAAUUGCAUCGGCAUCUGCAAAUUCACCGAGUAUUACUACUGCCCGGAGCUACGUCAGGCCGCCUACAUGUUCAUCCUGCACAACUUUGAGGAAAUGGUAAAAGCGUCUACUGAAUUCCUGGAGCUCUCGGUCAAUGAGUUUAAGGACAUCAUUGAAAAGGACGAACUCAACGUGAAGCAGGAAGACGCUGUCUUCGAAGCCAUUCUCAAGUGGAUCGCCCACGAACCCCCCAACCGGAAACAGCACAUGGCAGUCCUGCUACCAAAGGUCCGCCUGGCCUUGAUGCACGCGGAGUAUUUCAUGAACAACGUCAAAAUGCACGAUUACGUGAAGGACAGCGAGGAGUGCAAGCCCAUCGUGAUCGAUGCCCUCAAAGCCAUGUACGACCUGAACAUGAACGGCCCUUCGAGUUCCGACUUCACCAAUCCGCUGACGAGACCCCGGCUCCCUUACGCCAUCCUAUUCGCCAUUGGCGGCUGGAGCGGAGGGAGCCCAACCAAUGCGAUUGAGACGUACGACGCCCGGGCGGAUCGUUGGGUGAACGUGACUUGCCAGCAGGAGAGUCCCCGGGCAUAUCACGGCGCUGCCUACCUGAAGGGCUACGUCUACAUCAUUGGCGGCUUUGACAGCGUGGACUAUUUCAACAGCGUCAAGCGGUUUGAGCCCAUCAAAAAGACCUGGCACCAGGUGGCCCCGAUGCACUCCAGGCGCUGCUACGUUAGCGUCACUGUCCUUGAUAACUUCAUCUAUGCCAUGGGUGGCUUUGACGGCUACGUGCGCCUCAACACGGCAGAGAGGUACGAGCCCGAGACCAACCAGUGGACAUUAAUCGCUCCCAUGCACGAGCAGAGGAGCGACGCGAGUGCCACGACACUCUACGGAAAGGUUUACAUUUGCGGUGGUUUCAAUGGCAACGAGUGUCUCUUCACGGCGGAGGUCUACGAUGCCAAGGUGGAUCAGUGGAGCUUGAUUGCUCCCAUGCGAAGCAGGCGCAGCGGGAUCGGCGUGAUUGCGUACGGAGAACACGUCUACGCGGUAGGCGGUUUUGACGGCGCCAACCGCCUGCGGAGCGCCGAGGCGUACAACCCGAUUGCCAACACCUGGCGCACGAUCCCGACCAUGUUCAACCCUCGGAGCAACUUCGGCAUCGAAGUGGUGGACGACCUGCUCUUUGUGGUGGGCGGUUUCAACGGCUUCACCACCACCUUCAACGUCGAGUGUUACGACGAGAAGACGGACGAGUGGUAUGAUGCCCAUGACAUGAGCAUCUACCGCAGUGCGCUGAGCUGCUGCGUGGUCCCGGGACUGCCUAAUGUCGGGGAGUACGCUGCCAGGCGGGACAACUAUGUGGGGUCAUCCCAGAGAGACGAGGUCAAAUAUUCGUCCUCCACUAGCACACUCCCAGUGUGAAAAAAAAAAAUCACUCCUUGACUAAUAAAGCCCUCUAAGCAAGAACUAGAUGCACAAGUAAA